UGGCCUCCUGACUUGAUUUCGUCCUCUUUACAGCUGUGUCUUCUAGCUCUAUGUUGCCACCGAAAAACUCCCUUUGUUCAUCGAAUCUAGCACUCCAGACCCUCCGAGCUACGGCCACACCGAAUAACUGACCAUGGCGGACCAAGCAUAUGUGACUCUGGCCACAAAUGACAACUAUGCCAAAGGAGCGAUGGUUCUGGGGAGGUCGCUACGCAACCAUAACACAACCAAACAACUGGUGGUUCUGAUUGGACCUCACGUAGCAGAGCCCUGCAGGGCCAUGCUGAGUAGCAUCUAUGACGAGGUGUGUGUGGUGGAUAUCUUGGACUCUGGUGACACGGCCCACCUGGCCCUGAUGAAGAGACCAGACCUCGGAGUGACCUUCACCAAGCUGCACUGCUGGACACUCACACACUACACCAAGUGUGUGUUUAUGGACGCAGACACACUGGUGUUGUCCAACAUCGAUGAGCUGUUUGAGAGGGAGGAGUUAUCUGCUGCGCCUGAUCCGGGUUGGCCAGAUUGUUUCAACUCGGGCGUGUUCGUCUUUAAACCGUCCAAUGAAACAUACCGCAGCCUUAUGACACACUGCACUGAGAAUGGCAGCUUUGAUGGUGGGGACCAAGGAGUUCUGAACAGUUUCUUCAAUACCUGGUCAACAGCAGACAUUUCCAAACACCUGCCUUUCAUCUACAACCUCAGCAGCAUUGCUAUAUACACCUAUCUACCAGCCUUCAAACAGUACGGUCAUGAGGCUAAGGUGGUCCACUUCCUGGGGAAGGUGAAGCCAUGGAACUACUCCUAUGACACCCAGACUGGGAAGGUCAAAGGUCACACCCUCACACCUGGCUCAGGUGACCUGCACCCUGACUACCUGGUUCAGUGGUGGAACCUCUACUCCUCUGGGGUCCUACCUGCUCUCAGAGACUCAUAUGGAGACACACUGUUCUGCUCCGGCUGCACUGAGGAGGAGGUCUGUGACAGUGUGGUUGAGAUCAUCCUCCCCCCGCCUCCCCCUCAGGCGCCCCAGGUGUCCAGUGAGGAGAGGAGGCAGCGAUGGGAGGCGGGCCAGGCAGACUACAUGGGAGCCGACUCCUUCGAAAGCAUCCAGAGGAAACUAGACUGCUUCCUCAAGUAGAGGGUCAGAGGGAUGACGGACGGAGAGGGCAUCCAUUGGCAGGCCUGAGAUGCGUCAGUCAGGGCAGGGAUCAACUGGCAUUCGACCAAUCAGAAGAGAAAGCGGUAGAGCAUGACGUAUUGAAAAACAGUCACAUCCUGGGCCUCUCUCUCUCUUUCUGUUUUUCUCUCUGUGUGUGUGUUUGUGCGUCUGUGUGGCCUGGUCCUGCAGAAAUAACCCCUGCAGAGACUGGUCCAUUCAGUGUUUGAACACCAGUUUACUACACUAUGCAGCCCCCAUACCACCACCACAGCGCAAAAGCCUUGGUCAGUAAGUAAUGACUCAGUAAUAACCUCACUGUGACCCUGCUCACCAAGUCCCAUCCAGACCCCAUGACUCUAACAGCUCUAACCCAGUUACUCAGUCAAGCCUGAUAAUGAUAAUGACGGGCAGUUGUGCUUUUACUCUUUAAAGUAUUCAGAGAUGGGUCGGUGUGAAGUAUUUCCCUCUAUAAAAUGGAAGAACUGUUAUUUUGUUUUAUUAAAGUUUGCAUCCCAGUGGUUAUUUCUGCUCUCCAUAUGUGUGUUGUGCAUGGUUAUUUCUUUAUAUUAGGAUUAUUGUGACUGAAGCCUGUUUCUAAAGUGGAAAACCCACUGUAGCGCUUGUCAUUUCGCCAUGUCCUGUUUGAUGUCGUCAUUUCCUGUUGGGUUUCCUCACGUCCUGUGUAGUCUGACCAGUUGCCUUACCACUGUCAAAGACUCCUAUUACACAACUAGGCCUAUUCUAGUUGUCGCCGUUCACUGUUUACAGAAAACACUUCUCUGCUGCUGCCAAACCCCCCCCCCCCCUUCACAUCUACUCCAUUCAGACCUACGUCUACGCUCCACUCAACCCUCCAACAGACUUACCUCUACGCUCCUCCAGCUCCACUCUACUCCAUUCAACCCUCCUACAAACGUACCUCUAUGCUCCACUCUACUCCAUUCAACCCUCCUACAGACUUACCUCCACGCUUCACUCUACUCCAUUCAACCCUCCUACAGACUUACCUCUACACUCCACUCUACUCCACCCUUCUCUACUCUUCUGGCAUAAGGCCAGAAGGGAGUCCUAACACACACAGCCUAAAAUGAUAUAGUAAGUAAUGGGACGUUGUAGUUUUGUGGUCCCUCUUAAUACACCCACAAACUGCUGUAUAGAGAAGUUUCCAAAUGCUGUGAAACCUUGUGUUCUGAACACACCCCGGUAGUUCUCACUGUUUCUGUUUUCUGUAGAUACCUAAUAAAGGACUGUUGAAGUCUC
Messenger RNA from Oncorhynchus nerka (sockeye salmon), 2419 nucleotides. Its product is annotated as glycogenin-1-like. The record is from RefSeq and is a predicted model, not a curated record. The coding region runs from base 134 to 1138 and encodes 334 amino acids. Gene Ontology annotation, cellular component: cytoplasm. The transcript has 7 exons. Gene Ontology annotation, molecular function: glycosyltransferase activity. Gene Ontology annotation, biological process: glycogen biosynthetic process. Lineage: Eukaryota; Metazoa; Chordata; Actinopteri; Salmoniformes; Salmonidae.